AUGACCAAGAGAAGUAAUACAGGGUCAAAUUUGAGUGUAGAAGACAAAAAGAAGCCUUCUAGCCAAGAAUUAAAAAAUGAUAUGACAGAAGAGCUGGUACAAGAAAAGCACACCCUUGGCUUAAACAAACUUGAUAAGGGAGAAAUAAAUGAAGCAGUUAAAAAUUACAAAUGGAUGCUCAAAAUUGAAACUCAGUUUGAAUUCAAAGAAGAAAGAAGAGCAAACAAGGAGAACCUAAAAGAGACAAGUAAUAAAAGGUUGUUAAACAAUGCAAGAGAGAUCACAAAAAAUGUGAGGAGCUCUAGUAAUCAAGCGAUCAUUGAAAAACUUGUCAAGUAUCCAAGAUUUAAGAGCCCUGAACAAUAUAUAAAUAAGUUGUGGGAUGCAAUUACAAAUGCAAUUAAAAGAGUGGCAAACAAGACAAUUCCAAAGAAGCGAGUAUACAACCUUGGUUCCAAGACCAGAUAUAAAAGAAAAGGGACAAAAAUACAUAAUGAUGCUAUGAAGCUAAGCAAAGUAAUCCAGACAUUUAAAAAGAAAAGUAGCAUAUAUGAGGUUGAUGAAGUAGAAUAA
Molecule: messenger RNA, 573 nt
Organism: Dentiscutata heterogama
Lineage: Eukaryota; Fungi; Glomeromycota; Glomeromycetes; Diversisporales; Gigasporaceae
Source: the annotation of a GenBank genome assembly